GCUCUUUGUCUAAUAACAAUUUUGUUUUGAUUUUUUUAGUAAUCUAAAUAAAUCUUAUGAAUAACGUCGGGCUCAUAUCGGUUGUUUAAAAAGUCACGGGCUUCUUGGGAUGUUGGAUCACCACGAGAUAAAACUUUCACAGUGAAAUAGUGCGUUCAUUUUUUAUCAUAGAAAAUGGGUGACUUCGUGCUUAAUGUUAAUGUUGUAUGGGAACCACAUAACAUAGAAUUGGAACACACGGACAAAAAGAUUUGUAAAGUGACCUGCGUCCCAAAUCAAACGACAGCUGAAGAUGUUUGCAUCGAAGUGUCCAAGGCUCUUGGUAUUGGAACAUUGGCAAGGCAUUUGUUUGCCUUACAGGUUACAGGGAAAAAGUACUUUUUGCCCCCUUCUAAUACGUUUAAUGAGAAGUUAAGCUUGAACUUUAGGAUUAGAUUUAAGCCGGCGAAUAUACAUGGGUUGUACAAACAUGAUCCAAGAGCAUAUGAAUAUUAUUUUUACCAAGUUAGAAUUGAUUUAUUGGAGAGUAAAGUCUCAGAUAUAGUUUACGAGAAACACAAGGAUUUUUUAUUUGGUUUAGGUGUUACAGAUAUGUAUCGAGUGAUGAUAGAGAAGGAUAUUCCUAGAGAGACAGUGGAAAAGGAAUACAAAAAAUAUAUUCCAAAGGAAGUUAUUAGAAAACACCCACAUUUUUUUAUUAAAGGGCCAAUUCAUAAUACUUUAAUGGCUUUGCAAAGGGAACAGCGUAGUCCUUUGUAUAUUAAGACAGAGUAUAUUAAGAAAUUUGAGGAUAUUGCUCCAGAAUAUUUGUCAGAAACUUAUGAUGCACGCUUGGAUGAAAAUGGUUCUGUUUGUAAUAUUACUUUAAAAAUAUCACCUUAUCAUCCAACAGAACCAGGGAUAAAGUAUUCUAAUAAUUCUACAAAAGAUAAAUGGACAUUAUUGUGUGCAAUAGAAGACGUCGGUUCAAUCUCGAUAACGCAGAAUAAUAAGUUGAUGAUUUCAAGGAACACCGGGCAUCCCUUCUAUUGUAGUUUUAACUCAAGCAACGCGUUGCACUCUUUUAUUAGCGUCGUGGACGGAUACUACAGACUAAGCCAUAAAUGGACUUUUAACAUUUGUAAUAAACUGCACACGCCCUCGCUUAAAAAACUUCGCAAUUUGAGGUGUCAUGGACCGGUUGGUGGAGAAUUUGCCUAUUCAAAACUGGAAGCAAAGAGGGGCUACAAACAUGGAUGUUAUAUAAUAAGAGAGAGUGAAACAAAAUAUAAAGAAUUAUAUAUAGAUGUUUGCGUAAAAGAUGGUCAUAGUCCAAAAACUUUUAAAAUAGAACUAAUCGGCAACGAAGGAUUCGUUUUUAACGACGACAGAACAAAAUACAAAUCAAUUACUGAUCUUGAGAAAAACUACAGCAAUGCUUCUGAGAAAAUUUAUUUAAAAGAAUGCCUGCCACCUUCAGAAUACGAUCAACCUUCACAAUUAUUAUUGUGCCGGAAUGAAAAAAGUGUCAAUGCCAAGGAAUUGAGCAGUACAUCUACAUUAGAUGAUUCUAUAAAAUUCCCAAGAUGCGUAAAUUGCUUGGAUUUGAUCGUUUACAAAGGUCUAGAAUACCUGGGCAAUGCAGCACAAACAGAAUCAAACGUUCGGUGCCAAUCUUGGACAUCGAAUGUGCCCCACACAAUAAAAUCCGACGUUAAAAAUGAGUUUUUUCCUGAUGGGUCGAUGAAAAAAGCGAAAAAUUAUUGCAGGAAUCCCACGAAAAAUCCCAAUGGGCCUUGGUGUUAUACGGUGAACACCGAUUUAUUGUACGAGACAUGCGCUCUGCCUAUUUGUUCCUAUACUUAUUGUAAGCUUACGGGGCCUGGGUUGGAGUAUUCUGGAAAGGAGAAGAAGAGUAAUUCUGGUAGAAAAUGCUUAAAAUGGAACAAAAAUCGCAAAAAAGUUAAAGAAAACGACACUCUUGUAUACAUAGAAAAAUACCCCAGGGAAAAUUUUCCCGAAAAAAAUUUAGGAAACGCCAAGAAACAAUGCCGAAACCCCAGUAUGGACAUAGGCGGCCCCUGGUGUUUUACAGAAAAUUCCGAAACUGAACAAAUAGAAAAAGAAUAUUGCGACAUCCCUUUAUGUGACGAUAUGGACUGUCUAGUAUUUACCAAUGACAAUGAAAUUAAUACGCAUUACAGUGCUUUUGAUAGCAGUAUUGAUAAUAUAACAUUUAGCGUUAAACUAUGGGAUCCAGACAACUAUUUUAAGGCUACCGCUAGAUUAGUACUGUCAAAAUUACCCCUACCCCUGAGCGGAAAAGACAUCGAAAACGCAGGAGUCGGCUUUGAAAUUUAUCUGUCAAAUGACUAUUCAACGCUUGCAUUUGGCAACGCCGAUUCGGAACCGGAGAAAAUUAAAACAACGGAACUCUUACAGUCCACAAAAUACGUCACUUUCUCGAUGACGUGGCAAAAUAAUUUUGUGCAGUUGAGCAUCGAAGGCCAGAAAAAUCCUCUAUUUUUAAUGGAAUUCAAAGACAAAAAGAAUUUGUUGGGCUAUAAAAAAUUAAAGUUUGAGUAUUAUUCUAUCAGUGGCACUAAUAUUUUGUGUUCUGUCGACAGCGUGGCGCACUGGUCGUUCUACUGCGCACCGCCCGACUUUGUGGCCCCUCCUCCCGCGGUGUUGCCGGAAUGCGCACUGAGCGAGGAAGAGCUAAACUACGAAGGCACGCAAGACGUCACCGCCUCGGGGUUGCCGUGUUUGCCGUGGUCGACGAAGAAAUUACUGCCAGACCAAGUCGAGGUCGAGAUGUUCGGCGGGAAUCUUAGUGCCGUGCAGGCGGUCAAUUAUUGCAGAGAUCCCCUAAAGAUGGGACAAGGAACUUUUUGCUACGCAAAAUCAUUGAAAUCAAAAAUUCAAGUGCAGAAAGUGUUUUGUCGAAUUAGAAAAUGUAAAUCUGAGCAUUGUAAAUUGGCUGGUACAGGGAACGAUUUUAUGGGCGUCAUUACCCAAACUAGAUCGAAUAGAACUUGCGAUGUUUGGUAUCAGUCAGUAUGGGAAAACGUCGACAGAGUCAUCUAUAAUGAUACCUUGUUUCCUGAUGUUAAGCUCGGUAAUGCUAAAAAUCAUUGCAGAAAUCCUUCUAGAAAUAUUGCUGAAGAAGGUGUUCAUGGUGGCAUACAGUUUUCCCUAAAAGAAUGGAGUGCCGAUGAAUACGAUGGUCUUAGUAUCUUUGUAAGCCCCUGGCAGGGCAACGAAGAGAUAAGGCUUGAUAUAGGAGCUGAAGGCAACGAAAAAGUAACAUUAACACGCAAUGGAAAGAUUAUGCAAACACAUAGUAUACCUCAUGUGAUUAAGAGUGGGAGUUGGGCCGAGCUGUGGUUACAAGUACGCGCAGGGGAGGUUCUUUUGGGGUAUCAGGGUAUACCGGAUCCUUUUUUGGAGUACAUUGAUUAUACAAAUAAAUUUCAACCUGGUUACUUAUCGUUUUCAUCGAUACAUGGUUUUCCUAUCGGUAUAUUUUUUGAUUGCCACGAAUGCCACACCGAAUUAGCCGAAGUGGAUGAUUUUAGUAAGACCUACUCGUUUGGCAUAUGGUCUGACAAAGAGAACGAUAUGUAUAGGAAUAUAACGUUUAAUCUUAGAGGUGCAGGAUUAGCUAGAAUAUUACUAACAAACCUACCUUACUCUGGGUACAAACUCGUCAUAGAGUUCAACCCGACAAAAAGCGAGAUAAAACUAAACCCAGUCUACAACGGCAUCCCCAUAGAGACCGUAACAAGAUACGCUCGUAACCUCUACACCGACCUAAAAUGGUCGACUUACUUCCUUACCUUUACGGAAUAUCAAAUGGAACUCUAUACCAAUGAAACACGCAUGUUCACUUACACCAGUGAAGCCCCGCUGGUGUUCUACUGGUUCUCGGUAGCCUCGAAAGAUGGCAGUGUGAGCUGGAGCGCGAACUGCCCGCCGCUCGACAUAGAUGGCGAGCCGCGCAACGGCGGGUGGAGCGAGUGGUCCGAUUGGGUGUGCUCGGUCACGUGCGGUGGAGGGGACGGUUAUCAAUACCGAACGUGCACGAAUCCGAGGCCAAAUAUAAAAGGAGAGAUGUGCGUGGGAGAGGCGAGCACGACGGGGAGAUGCAAUGAGUUUCCGUGUGGGGAUGUGAGUCCAACCACGUUGGAGAGAAUUAAAGGGAAGUUAAGGGGAGAGCAUUUCAGUUAUGUUGUUCAUGAGGAUACAGCGGUGAUUUUGGAGAAUAAUAGGGAGAUUGUUAAGGUUGUAAAUAGGGAAUCGCCGCAGGCGUAUUUCGAGUGGACGAAGAACGGUGUGUAUAUUGAGGAAGAACCACAUCAUUUUUAUAACCGAUUGGAUAAUUUACAGAUAAAACAUAUACGGCAUAACGACUCGGGUGUUUAUAUUUGUAUUUUAAAGAGAGUAAAUAAACAACGCGUUGUUGUAAGAGUCUUUACUGUCGCAGUGAUAAGCAAGAACUACAAUGUUGUAACUCGUGAAACAAGAAAAUAUGUCUUAAACUGUAAGGCUAACCUUUUGGGCUAUGUUUAUUCCGAUUUAAUCCUAAAACUUACAAUUAACAAUACAUUAUACAAAGAGUACGAAAUCGGUAUGCUUUUGGCUAUCAUAAACUCCUACAAUAUAGAUAGUCUGAACAAAUCUCACCAUGGUACGUGGAAAUGUGUGGUCAAUCAGCCAGAUUUGGAAAUAGAAUGGGUAACAAAUUACGUUAAAAUAAAUGUACAAAAAGCCCCCAAUUUGUUAACCAACCUCAUGGAAGAUGAAAUGACAGCCCCCUUUUUUGCCUGGCUUAAAACCGAAACUAAUGUUCUAAUAGCCCUUAUUUUUAUAAUUCUUUUUACUAUAGGUGUAACAUUGGAAGGUGCAAGAAAAAAAACCAUGGUCCACAAGGCUCUGUGGAAAUUUGGUCCCACGCAAAAGAAAAAAACGGUUGCUAUGAAAAUCCUGAAAAAGAAUUCAUACGACAGGCUGGAAGAUUUCCUUAAAAUCUCUGGCCAAUGGGCUUUUCUACAAUCCGACAAAAUUGUGCGCUUAUAUGGUAUAACAAUGAUCAACGAUAUUUCUUUUAUACUUGAAUAUUUUCCCUAUGGGCCUUUGGAUAUUUAUUUAAGGAAUAAUGAAAAACUUGUUACCAAAGACAACCUUAUUCAAGCUGCUACUGAUUUGGCUUCAGCUCUUUGGCACUUGGAUGAAAAACAAAUUGUCCAUGGAAAAAUAAGGUGUCGCAAACUAUUGGUAGCCAAUCACAAUGACAAAAUCCUCACUAUAAAGUUGACUGAUCCUGGGAUUCACAGUUCCUAUCCUGCAACAGAUAUACAUUGGAUCCCUGUGGAAUGUUACGGUAAUUUUGAACUUGCCAGAGAAUCUCAUGAGGCCGAUGUUUGGGCAUGUGGUACAACUUUAUGGGAAAUGUAUUCUUUUGGCGCAGAUUUGACUUUUCGUGACCACGAGGAAGCCAAAAAGAGAUACCUUAAAAAGGAAUUUCUUCCCAAACCGAUUAUGUGUCCGGAUGAAGUGUAUACCCUAAUUAAAGAGUGCUGGGAAGUGGACCAUCACCGCAGAAAAAAACCGCAAGCAAUUAUGGUUUGCAACAACGCUCCUGAGUACGCCCAGCCGACUUCACUUCCGUUGCUGCGUAUUUCCGCUAGCAAUUCAACGCAAUCCUUGAUUUCCGGAGUGACGGAAUCCACUAAUGUCUACGGAGGUUCGCUUUUGAGUAACGAAGAUAACUGUUAUGGUUUGUCUUACGGCGAAGAUAAGGAUAUCAACAAUUUUGUGGACCCAAAACCUGGAGCUUUUAAUUAUUUUGAUAAUAUGAAUAAAUUUGAAGCACAAGAAGGUAUAAGGAUAGAUGAAGAAUGUUAUGUUGUACCUCUAAACAAAAUCGGACAAGGCAACUACGGAGAAGUUUACAGGGGCAAAGUGUCUUACCACAAUGAUGCAAAAGAAUCUCGAAUAGUUGCACUAAAAAAACUCAAAAGGGAGGAUGAGGACACUUUGUUAGAUUUUGAAAGGGAAAUACAAAUCAUGCAGGGUAUGGAAUACUUGGGAAGGAAAAAAAUAGUGCAUCGCGACCUCGCUGCCCGAAACAUCUUGAUUGACGAAAGGGAUCGCGCGAAAAUCUCGGACUUUGGGCUUGCGCAGGUUCUGGACGACAGCGGCUACUACCUUUUAAAAUCCGUACGGGGGAUACCAUACAAAUGGUACGCUUUGGAGUGUCUCACUAAACAGAAAUUUUCCACCAGUUCGGACGUUUGGUCGUUUGGUGUUACGGUUUGGGAGAUUUUCAGCGAUGGAGAGGAACCGGAUCUGCUCAACAAGGACGAGUCUCACCAAGACGUCCAGGUUCAGUUUAUACAUAAACUGCAACAAGGAUUAAACUACCCUGCCCCAUUAAACUGUAAGCUGCAAAAAGUAUACACCCUUCUCAUACUGCCCUGUUGGAACAGAGACCCGCAUGAUCGUCCCACGUUCAGUGAGUUAAUGAAAACCACGGAAGACAUUCUUAGAGACAUCUAAAAUAGGUCAGUUUUGUCCCCUCCCUCUUAGAUUUCAGACUGAUUUUUGUACAAUUUUAUAUUUCUUUGAGCACCUACAUAUAACAAUCAAUUAAUUGUAGUUAAGUAGAUUGAGGAUUCCCUCAAUCAUUUUUAUUAGACUGAUUAUGCUGGUCAACGAAUUUAAACCUUUCUGCUAUGUUUAUAACAAAAAAAAUUUAUUUUUUUAAUGGCAUUUUUCAUGUUGGCCAGUGUUGUUUACUGAUACCCGGUUUUGUGGGAUUUCUUUGCCAUACAGUCGUUUUUUUGUCUUGUGCAUGACUGUAUACAAUUGUAAAUUUUUAAAUAUGAAAACAUGAACUGGAAAUAUUUGUGCCUUAUGAUGUAACUUGUGAACGAAUAUUAUAUGAUUGUUAAAAUUGUCAGUAAGAUGAGAAAUUGUUGAAAAAUUGAAAAUUGUUGAAAAAUUGGAAAAUUUAAAUACCUACUUGGAUUUUUAAACCAUUGAUAAGUUCAGGGUGGGUCAAAAUUCAUUGUUAAUCGUCAAUUAUUAUAAUGUUACACCCUGUAUAAUGUUGUUGGCCUAUGUUUUUUUUAUGUGUGUUUUUUGCUUUGUGUAUUGUAACAAACGCCUUCUCCAAGGUGUCUUGAAUAUGGUGCAACAACCUAUUUUUUGUAUAACAAAAAUGCAUUAUUUUUCUUAUUAGAAUUUUUUAUUUGAUUUGUUUUCUGAACAACUACUGGAAAAAAUUUGAUUCUUAAUCUCAAAAUUUACAGUGUUGGCAAAUGCUUAAUAAAGAAAAAUAAAUACAGUGUCAUGCAUGCAUGUGAUGUUGUGGCACCAUUUUCAUACAUCCUGUAUUUAAAAUUAAAUAAAAUAUAUUUGGGAUAAUCUAUGUUAGCAUAUUUAACAUACUUUUUAUUAUUUUAGAAGACGUAAAUACAUAUAUUUUUUUAAUUCUCUUUGGGAAUAAGUGCAAUUUUACUUUUUUCUAUUGUAUGAUUUAAAUAUUUGGUACCUGUAUACUUGAUGCACAUUUAAUUGCUCAACGUUUGAACAUCUUUGUGCCAUUGUCUGUAUAUAAUAUAUUACUAUGCUUUAAAACAA
Messenger RNA from Brassicogethes aeneus, 7626 nucleotides. The record is from the annotation of a GenBank genome assembly. NCBI's taxonomy places the organism in Eukaryota, Metazoa, Arthropoda, Insecta, Coleoptera, Nitidulidae.